AGCGGUCGCAACGCGUUCGCCGGCGAAGCCGGGGCGAGUUCCGCACCGAGACAGACCCAGCGAGGGAGCGAAGCGCCGAAGCGCCAUGCUUUGAGAAGAGGAUGCCAGCCCAGCCCUUCAGUGCGCGGAAAUCGCUGGCGGUGAAGACCCAGGCUCCACGGCAACAUGUUCAGAAGUCCUUGGUGCAAGAGUCGGUGAAGUUCGAACGCCGCACCAGGGAAAAUGAAACCAAUGAUGAAUGGGUCACUGGCGAGGGGAUGAACUUCCCCAAGAACCACGACCGCUGGGCGCAUAAGGUGGACAAUGGCACGAGGGAGUCCUUUGAGUCGGAGCGAAGCCAGAGCAAAAAAAUCACUCUCGAUCGGAUGCCCUUCCCAUCCACUGGAGCCUACAUGGGCAAGUUGUGGCGAAACCCGGUCACUGCCCGGUUGAGCCUCCGGAAGGUGCAUCAACAACACGACUUUCAGCUCAUUGACUUGUACACCAGGAGCCAUGUGACCAAGACGCCGAGUGAGAUGGCCAAAGAUCCCUAUCUCUACAAGCCGGUGAUUUUGACUCUUCGCACCUGGAUGUACCACGACUUCUUCAGGCAGAAGAAACUGGUUGCAUCCGCUGAUGAGAAUGGCAUGGUGAAGUGGGUUCUGGAUCUCCCCUGUGUUGAUGCACCGAUCAACAGCGGCCAGAAAUCCUCCGUUCUUUACUACAUGCCCAUGGCCUUGUUCAGCUCCUUUACCAAAGACCCGGCCACGGUGUCUUCGACCUUGUUGGCGCUCAUCGCCUUGGGAGUCCUGUCGGCGAUGUGCAACUCCGCCCAACUCUAUAGCCGGCAACGGGUCUACGGCAUCCCGUUGCGGUUGAUCCAUUUGAGCGUGGUCAUCUUCACGGUGGCCCAGAGCACCCUCGACACCAUGUCUCUCGUGGGUUACAUCUUGACCUUCUUCUUCAUCGCUUUGGACAUCUUUGAUGGGGAUCUCUCAAUGCUGACGAGCUACAGGUUCUGGUGCCGCUACGCGGUGGUUCGGGAGCUGCCCAUGCGCUGCUUCAUCUGUCGCCGCGAGGGUGCUGCGCAUCUGGAGGAGUUGGUGGGCGAACGCGCGCCCAUUCCCAGCACAGUGCAUGGUCUAUCGACUUGGCUCAAGGAGUACUCCUUCGUGGUGGAGCUAUGUGGAACUCUGUGCAUUUUGGAGCGCAUCUCGUUGAAGGAGUGGCAACAAGUUCUGGCGGAACAACAGCAGGGCAGGAAGUUCACGUUCGUGUCCUUCGGUCUUUUCGACAAGACCACCCCCAACAUGUGGCACUUCUGUGAAGACUUCGAGGUCCCCAAGAUUGCCGGUGUGGAAGUCCAGGUGAAGCCCACCAAAACCCAGACCACGCAAGUCCAAAACUAUUGAGCACCGAGCACCGCCGGUGUGAAGGAGGCAGGCGCGGACGCCUGGCGGCUUGUUGAGUUGAGUUUCCGGCAGCCAUAGAAACCAUGAAAAAAGGUUUUAUGCCAUACCGGCAGCCAUACAUGGAGAGUUUAUGGAUGUUUGCUUUCCAGACCAUGCCGGGACUUGAUCGUCCGGGACGUGGAGGCUCUUGAUGAAUGAACCUAUAUAUACACAUAUUAUAAAACCAUAAAACCGUGAUGAGGUUUUUCAAUCCAAGGUUAUAUAUAUAAUCAAGAGUCCAGAGUCUAUAUUAGGCAUUUACCUUCCAGGAUCCUAUCCAGGCUUGCAGCCAGAAUACGACCGGCCUUCUUUUGUCGCGUCGAACCGUUGCGGCUAAAACCCCAAAAGGAUGUUUCACCCCUCGUCUCCCGUGCAAGGAUGUUUCACCUGAAGAAGGCUUAUAAAAUGGUGCAAAGCAUUUUUCCACUUCCAAAUCGAUGCCAGAAGCAACUCCGGCGAAAAGCAACUCAUAGCCACUCUCGCAGCCGUUUGGUUCAUUGCCCGCCGUUUUUGUGGCAUUUUGUUUGCGAAGUGACUGGCAACAUGUCCAUUCGCUUCGUCGCUGCGGCGCUCGUCUCGCUGUCCUUGCGGAUCGUAGGGGCUUCUGAGCUGAAGCGUUUCGUGGUUUACUCCGAUCCGAUUUUCCUCCGCCCUGGUGAAGUCCACAACCGAUAUGUCUUGCCCAAGGCUUUGCCGCAAGAGAUCGUGCAGAAGUUCGCAAACAAGACCAUGCACAUGAAGAGUGCGCAGCUGGACAUCGUGUUGGUGAACAAUGAGACGGGUGAGAAAUCGCCAGCCCCGCUCUACAUGACCUACAACCACCACCACGCGCUCAUGUUGGGGCCUCACGAGGACCUCAUGAAGUUGUACAACUACACCAAGGAUCACGAUCCAUUGGACCCCACCAGCUUCCCCAACCAGACGAAGAAGCACCACAUGCACCGAGGGUGCAUGAUGAAGCGCCGCUCCUUCGAGGCCCUGCUCACGGCCGCGCUGCCGCAGGGCCGCCGCUCGCAGGUGGCCGCCUUCGGCGGCGCCAGCGGCGCGGAGUACCGCGGCACGUCCACCAAGCUGGCGGGACGCUACACGUAUGCAGUGGACAGCCCGGACAGUUUCAUGGUGCUGAUGCACUUCAUCAACACAUAUGGCGCACCUGAAAGCCAGAAGCUCUGGGAGUGUCCUUGCACCAGCGCCCGCAAGAUCGACGUGAAGAACGGGACCAUUGACGGUCAGAAGCCGAUCCCUUUCUCCUGUUCCCAGCAGUUGAUUGACGAGAAGAACACCGCCUGCAGCUUUGCGACGUAUGAGGGUGGCUACCGCUGCUGCGAGCACGGCGUUUUCCUGACCGAGGGCCCUCAUCCGGCUGGGCCCCUGCAGCAGAUCGAAGCGAAAUUCACCUUCGAGUUCUACGAGCCGGACGCACCGGAGGUGAAAACAGCUCGGCCCACCAUGCAGCCCUCUUGCUGCGAUGCCACUGGAGGGUAUCUCUCCAACAGCUCCUACUUCGCCAACUUGGAGUAUGACAUUCCCCAGUGCAGUCCCGGUACUCCGCCUGAGCAGUGUGAGCACGUGAUCUCCAGCGUGGAAUACUUCGACGUGCCCAGCUCCAACAGCAGCGACCCCAACGAGGAGUUUGAAUUGGUCCACGCCUGGGGGCAUCAACACGUGGGUGGAAAUGGCUUGGAACUUUACAAGGAUUCCACCGGAGAACUCUUGUGCCGGAGCCAUCCGAAAUAUGGCACUGGAGAGCAAGCAGGAGAUGAGAAGGGCUUCGUCGUUGGUAUCCCGCCCUGCGUUUGGGGCCCUCCGCCGCUGCCAGCGCCACCGCGCUUCCGCCGCCACGACCACGUGCGCACGGUGGCCAGGUACAACUCGACUGAGCGUCACCACGGAGUGAUGUCUUUGUGGCUCUUGACGGCUGCGCCAGUGAAUUCGCCAAGCACCAGGGCAGAGGUUUUAAUCUGAACGGGCAAUUGGACAGAAUCAAUGCAUUUGAAAAACAUAAAUAGAUCAAUAGAUAAUAGAUAUAUAUAUAUAUAUGGAGUCCGGCCAAAAGUCUAUAAUCAAAAAAUUAGACAACGAAAGUAA
Molecule: messenger RNA, 3518 nt
Organism: Durusdinium trenchii
Lineage: Eukaryota; Dinophyceae; Suessiales; Symbiodiniaceae
Source: the annotation of a GenBank genome assembly